Messenger RNA from Salvia miltiorrhiza (redroot sage), 1468 nucleotides. Its product is annotated as SNF1-related protein kinase regulatory subunit beta-2. Bases 458 to 1309 code for a protein of 283 amino acids. NCBI's taxonomy places the organism in Eukaryota, Viridiplantae, Streptophyta, Magnoliopsida, Lamiales, Lamiaceae. The transcript is spliced from 4 exons. Gene Ontology annotation, molecular function: protein binding. The record is from RefSeq and is a predicted model, not a curated record.
AAAGGAAAUGUAAAGAUUUAAGAGGCAGGCCCCUGAAAGGAGGGUAGAUAUAGGGCCCUGUUAUCCCCACCAGCAACACCACAUUAUUCGGCAUCACCUCUUCCCCUCUCCCAUAUUAAACCCAUUACCAUUACCAUUACCAUUACCAACAUACUUCCAAACUCACACCCCACAUCAACAUUCAUUUCAUCUUUUCCACUUACUUUCCCAUUAAUCUUCAAUCCUAAACCACUCUACACUUUUACUCUCAACAAUUCAUCUUCAAUCAACACACCAAUUGCUCAAAUCCCAAUCAAUCCACUCCUCAAAUCGGACCAACACCCCUCCACUUCCCCUCUUUUCCUUUUUUCCUGUUUCGGCCAUGCUCCCCACACUACAUUGAACACCAAUCCGCAGCUUUAGAUUCUCCCACUUCGAGGCCUUUUAUUCUUCUCUCGUCUUUCCUGAGGUAAUCGGAAUGGGGAAUGCCAACGGGAGGGAGGACGGCGGCAGCGACACCCAAUCGGUGGUCGAGGACUCCGCCGCCGCGCAGGUUAGCAUGGCCGAUCAGGAUGCUGCGCACGGCCCCGAGUACAUGGGAGGCCACUCGCCCCCUUCUAGUCCUAGGGCUUCUCAGUCGCCUCUCAUGUUCAGACCUCAGAUGCCAGUGGUUCCUCUACAAAGACCUGAUGAGUUGAACAUCCCUAGCCCUUCAUGGAUGCAGACUAACUCAGGUUAUGAGGAUGUGUAUAAUGAGCAAGGAAUUCCAACUAUGAUCACAUGGAGCUACGGAGGCAAGGAAGUCUCCGUGGAGGGGUCAUGGGAUAGCUGGAAGUCAAGGAAGCCCUUACAGAGAUCGGGGAAAGACUUCACCAUCAUGAAGGUACUUCCUUCAGGAGUUUACCAGUACAGGUUUCUCGUAGAUGGACAAUGGAGGCAUUCUCCUGAUCUGCCCUGGGAGCAGGAUGAUUCAGGAAAUGCUUAUAACGUUUUAGAUUUGCAGGAUUAUGUUCCAGAAGAUAUAGAUAGCAUUUCUGGUUUUGAACCGCCUCAAUCACCCGACUCUAGCUACAACAACACUCAACUCGGUCAAGAGGAUUUUGGGAAGGAGCCACCCAUGGUUCCACCGCAUCUCAAUUUGACAUUACUGAAUGCACCAUCACCCCAGAUGGAGAUUCCGCCUCCUUACUCAAGACCGCAGCAUGUAGUGCUAAACCAUCUUUACAUGCACAGAGAUAGGAGCCGCCCGUCUGUCGUGGCACUUGGUUCUACCAAUCGCUUCCUUUCCAAAUACGUGACGGUGGUGCUUUACAAGUCCAUACAGAGGUAAAGAUUGUGCUAUGACUUUAGCCUUGAUUUCUCAGUGUACUUGAUAACAAUCAGAGAUACAUGUCAGGUAAAUUGCUUAUGUUGGAUUCAGAAAUAGCCAUACGAGGAAUAUUUGAAAAUCUGUGUUCAUGUGCAAUUAUUACUUGUUUAUUGUUUCUCA